GAUGACGUAUCCUCGGAUAGAGUAUUAUGGGCUAUCGAGGAUUAUUCAGGCUGAGGCGAGAAAAAUAGCUGCAAGGUUGAAGUAAACAUGGAGCUCUCAGCCGUCGGGGAGCGGGUCUUCGCCGCCGAAUCCAUCAUUAAACGGCGCAUAAGGAGAGGCCGGAUGGAGUAUCUGGUCAAAUGGAAAGGCUGGUCUCAAAAAUACAGCACCUGGGAACCAGAGGAGAAUAUUUUGGAUGAGCGUCUUUUCGCUGCUUUUGAAGAAAGAGAGCGUGAAAGGGAGAUGUAUGGUCCAAAAAAAAGGGGACCCAAACCAGAAACAUUUUUAAUGAAGGCAAAAGCUAAAGAAAAAGGAAAAAACUAUGAGUUCAGACGAGAGAUGUCUCGAGGAAUACAGGUGUCUUUCCCGGUAGCAGAACCGGUUGUGACUCCCAGAGCCCGUGAGGGACUGCGGACUGUUGUGCCAACUAUUUUCCCACCGAGCACCGUCAACAGAGGCGAAAGUGUUCGUGUGCAUUCACCAGACCCUGAGAGAGACCCACUGACGCACGGGACGCCAUUUCACCGCCCGCUGGAUUUUGCCAGCUCACCAAAAAAGCGAGGACCAAAGCCAAAGUUGCGUCCAACUGGAGGUUCAUCCAAUGAAGGCGUUAAAAGAAAGGCAGAUGAACCGUUAUCUUAUCGGCCUUCAAAAACCGAGAGAUCAGGAGAGACCUCUAAUUGUGAUGUCAUCCGUUUAACCCAGAAGUUCCCAGCAGAAUCCAGCCUCGUUCAGAAGCAGAUGGGAAGCAGGUCGAGUGAUGUAAAAUUUACACAUGGUGGCACCAUCUUAAAAGCUGGGCUUGGUGUUUUGGGACAUCGACGGAAGGAAACCUCAAGUGGUGCCAUAAACCAACAACCCAAUAUGACGCAUCCUCCCAAAAACAAUGUAUUUCGAUCCACCGAUCAAACCAGAGAGCAACUGUCUCUGAGUUUUGUAGAUGAAACAGACCAGUCCUGGUUGCCUUGUUUGAAGAAUAUGGAGAAAAUUGUUGUUACUGACGUAACAAGUAACUCCUUGACUGUAACCAUAAAAGAGAGUUCAACGGACAAAGGUUUCUUCAAAGAAAAAAGAUGAUGAGAUUUUAGUGUAUGUGUGUAUGUAUGAAAUAUUGUAAUCAACCUAGAAACGACCCACAUUUCUAUAUCAUUUGUAGUCUUUAAUGUAAAGUCUUGAAAUCAUGUACAUAAUGCAAAAAAAAAAAAC
Molecule: messenger RNA, 1245 nt
Organism: Rhinichthys klamathensis goyatoka
Lineage: Eukaryota; Metazoa; Chordata; Actinopteri; Cypriniformes; Leuciscidae
Gene: cbx8a
Product: chromobox homolog 8a (Pc class homolog, Drosophila)
Exons: 5
Coding region: 88-1116 (342 amino acids)
Source: RefSeq, a predicted model, not a curated record